AAAUGAUUGUUCUCAAAACGAGGCUUAUCUUGUUUUGAUUUUGAAGAGACUCCAUUUUUGUGGCGGAUGGUCUACGUUAUUAUUGAAAAAUCAAGAUUCAUCGAGCCCAAAGGGAGUGUCCAAUUUGAUAUUUUAUUUCAUACUUAAUCAGUUUGGGCAUUCUUUUAUCAUACAGUCCACUUUAGUGGCAUAUUGUACCCUAGAUUUUCAGGAAUUUGGACUUUCUUCGAACCGUAUCCAUCAACAAAAGAUGGCUUGCGGUGCAACUUUGAAAAGAUCUUUAGAAUUCGACCCUUUGCAUAGCCCAAGCCAAACUACACCUAAACGAAGAAGAUGUAUGCCCAUGACUCUAUCUCCAUCAACUCCUCCUACUAAACAACACCAACUUCAACCCUCUCCUUUCGGGGAAGUCGGACCAAAAUUAUCGUCAGAGCAAAUUGCCACAAAUUUGAGUCAUGAAAUAAAGAGAAUGCAGAGAAGAAAACAAUUACAGUACCCAGGAUGUCCAAGCCCACCAAAUAUGUCCCCUCCCCACGAGUCCUCCUCUCAGUCAUCACUUUUGGAUCUACCUUCAGGAUCUUCAUCUACCUCCUUGUUCAAUGCCCUCUCUCCACACAAAAAAGACAUUCCCAUUUUUACCUUUAGGCAAGUCAGUAUGAUUUGUGAGCGCAUGCUGAAGGAUCGGGAGGAUCAAGUGAGACAGGAAUAUAACUCAGUCCUCACAUGCAAGCUAGCAGAACAAUAUGAGGCUUUCUUAAAGUUCAACCAUGACCAGAUUCACAGAAGGUUUGGUGAUACACCAGUUAGUUGUAAGUAUUUCUAACCCAGUUAAACUACUCGAUAAUAGAAUUUGAAAUACUUUUCACACACAGCAAAAAUAUCUGUUAAUGCUAAUGUAACACUACCUAUUCAGUUUUGUUUUUGAUUAAAUGUGAAUUUGCUUUACUAAUGAGUAAGUCCUCAUGAAAAUUCACUAUCCAGAUGGACAGUGCUACCAAAAUUUGAUUUUGAUUCACCUUUGAGGCUUAAUGAUAGCCCGGAUGUACUAUUUAAAUGUAAAUCAUCAUUGAUAAGUUUUAUGUCUGAUUCUGUCACCUGUCUAAACUCUUCCAGGGCUUACAAGGAAUCUGUUGGUUUUAUUUUGUUUAAAGGCUAGUGUUUAUAAGUGCAAUCUUCAUUGAUUGUCUCUUUUUUUUCAAAAGUAUUCUUAGUAAAUUGAGACAGUAAAGAUUAAAUACAACUUGAGGGGUGGAGUUAUUAUUUUAGUUUACACCUCAGUUGGAUCAUGUUUUCUCAUAUUCACUCCAAAGUCUAAUUGAUUUAAAAAAAUUUACUUAAUGGGAUUGAGUGACAAUUUUCCCAAAUGAGACACAUUUUAAACUAAUAUGAAUUUGCAUCAGAGCUAGGGUUAUAUAAUUUGAGAAUGGAUGAAUGAUGUGCACUUCUUUUAGUAUUGGAUUUUUGUUGCAGACUUCUUUUUCAAAUAUGUCUCGGGGUCUUUAUAGAUAUUUACAAUUGGCAGAAAGUCACUUGUGCUAUUUAACACCGUCAUUUUUAUUUUAUUUUUUGCAGAUGUUUCAUAAAAGGAAUUGGAUGUACCAAGCUAUGUGUUCUAAUAUGACUGAAACACUGUUGAAUGGAAGAGUUAAUUUUGAUUGGUCGUUUGAUUGAAACAAUUCUUAAGGUUCACAAUAUCAGAAAAAUGCUUAUUGUGCUUCUAGAACUUUCAUCUCAUUUUGAGACAACAAAAAAAUACCUGUGAAAAACUUGCAGAAGUGACAUUUGUGCUGUGUAUUUGUGAAGUUUGCAAGUGGAUAUUAUUUGUGCUUCAAAUGGAAGUGAAAAACAAACUCUCUUGGUGCCAAUGUUUGUAUCCAAACACAAUAUUCAUGCCUUCUGUGCAUUUAAUUUUGAAGUGAAACUGUCAUGGUGGCUCAACUUGUUGCACUCGACUUGUUGCAUUCUGUGUCCAUUUCAUACUGAAUUUACUUUUUAUAUGUGGAAUUAAUAUUUAUUAGCAUGAGGCAAGUUAUGUACAUACGUAGUAUAUUGAAAUGAACCAUUACCAUUUAUUACCUAGCGCUGAAUGUUGUCAUCUUUUACACACCAAUUUUAUAAACAUAUAAAAAUAAUUAUAAUUUGAUAUGAACAUAAGUUCUAUUAAAUUUUAAAACUAACGUAUAAUACUAUAGUGAUGUAUGCUAUUUAACAAUUUCAAGUUCAAGUACACAUAAAUAUCUAUGAUGAUGCGUCAUGCAGUGUGAAUACCUAUUAGGUCAUUAGUGCCUGGCAAGGUGUAUACUGCAGUGUUGAAGAGGUUUUUGUUGCAUUUUAACUUGCAUUAAUAUUAGGGGUUGCCUUCAGAGAAUGUUGGCUUUCCUGGUUCAUUUUUUAGUUCAGUGGUUUUUAACACAGGUAGUGUUUUAAGUUAUGAUAAAAUAGUAAGUACUGUUGUGAAAAGCUGCUGUAAAUAUAAACUUGUUGAAUAAAGUAAUAAUAAAUCAGAA
This is a messenger RNA of Ostrea edulis (European flat oyster), 2507 nucleotides long. RefSeq names its product akirin-2-like. Gene Ontology annotation, cellular component: nucleus; chromatin. The record is from RefSeq and is a predicted model, not a curated record. The transcript is spliced from 3 exons. NCBI's taxonomy places the organism in Eukaryota, Metazoa, Mollusca, Bivalvia, Ostreida, Ostreidae. Gene Ontology annotation, biological process: positive regulation of innate immune response; positive regulation of transcription by RNA polymerase II. Gene Ontology annotation, molecular function: transcription coregulator activity. The coding region runs from base 251 to 823 and encodes 190 amino acids.